AUGACUAAGUUUUCUUCUUUUUUUCUAUGUUUCCUACUAGCCGGGACUUACAUGACUCCAGACUGUUUUAACAUGGAUAUUAUCGGAGGGAGAGAAGUGUCCCCUCACUCCAGGCCAUUUAUGGCAUCCCUGCAGUACGGCGGCGACCACAUCUGCGGGGGAGUGCUGAUCCAUCCUCAGUGGGUGCUCACAGCAGCCCACUGCCACUUCUGGUUUCCCAGAAGCCAAUCUUCCGAAGUGGUUUUAGGAGCACACUCCCUCUCAAAGAAUGAGGCCUCCAAGCAAACAUUUAAGAUUAAAAAAUUCAUAAGAUUCCCAGGAUUUACAACAGACCCUAAAUCAAAUGACAUUAUGCUGGUUAAGCUUCACACAGCAGCAAUACUCAACGAACAUGUCCAACUGCUCCACCCAAGAGCUAAAACUGAUAUUAAAGCUGGAACAAAAUGCCAGGUUGUUGGCUGGGGAGCCACUGAUCCAGAAUGCUUAAGCCCUUCUGAUACCCUGCGAGAAGUCACUGUCGCUGUCAUAAGUCGAAAAACGUGCAACAGCCGAGAUUAUUACAACCACAACCCUAUUAUAACUAGAACCAUGCUAUGUGCAGGAGACGCCAGAGGCCAGAAGGAUUCCUGUCAGGGUGACUCAGGGGGCCCCUUGGUCUGCAAAGGUGCCUUUCAUGCCUUAGUUUCUGGAGGUCGCAAAUGUGGUGAUGCCAAGAAACCUGGAAUCUACAUCCUAUUAACCCGGAAAUACCAAGCUUGGAUCAAAAGCAACUUGGCCCCAUCUCAUGCGGACUAA
This is a messenger RNA of Budorcas taxicolor (takin), 795 nucleotides long. It is a transcript of the gene GZMK, whose product is annotated as granzyme K. Gene Ontology annotation, molecular function: serine-type endopeptidase activity. Lineage: Eukaryota; Metazoa; Chordata; Mammalia; Artiodactyla; Bovidae. The record is from RefSeq and is a predicted model, not a curated record. The coding region runs from base 1 to 795 and encodes 264 amino acids. Gene Ontology annotation, biological process: proteolysis. The transcript has 5 exons.